Messenger RNA from Dreissena polymorpha, 2712 nucleotides. RefSeq lists its product as uncharacterized. The transcript has 3 exons. The coding region runs from base 358 to 2211 and encodes 617 amino acids. Lineage: Eukaryota; Metazoa; Mollusca; Bivalvia; Myida; Dreissenidae. The record is from RefSeq and is a predicted model, not a curated record.
UAGGGUUUCGGUACAGUCUCGGCGAUUUAAAGCGAAAAAGUGCUGAUUUUAACAUUCAAAUCUGCUCAUUUUGGAAGAUGUUGUAAACAUGACGAUAAAUAUGUUAUUAAACUAUUCAUAAUUGCAAUUUCUUUGCGAGAUAAAUUGUGUGUUAUUGCAGCUGAAAAUGUACUCUUUUUAUUGGCUAAGAAAUCUAAUUUUACUCAUAAGUUAACUAUAACUAGACUGUAUACUUACCACUCUUAUUGAUCACCGUGGCGCAAUGGAUAAGAUACUCAUAUUCUUUUGCUCUACGUCCAGGCUAUCCGAGAUCGUACCCGCGUAGAUUUUGUUUCUAAAUCUUAUUUUAAUUUCAGGAUGGUGAAAGCCUACAAAUGCAUUUGCUGUAAUAAGCGUGCAAAACCAAAAGAUCGUCGUCCAUUGACUGACACUGUUAAAAACUAUCUACGAAGGGUCUUUCCUGCUGUAGAUCCAACAGACAGUGAUGUCAUUUGUUGUCAAUGUCGAGUCAAAAGCUACAAGAAUGCCCCAAAGCCUAGGCAAUGUUCAGACAACAUCAGCAAUGAUCCGGACAACCAACCCCAACCAUCUACAUCCAGACAGCCAUUUAGCCCAUUAUCAAUCACCCUGCACAUUCCAUCAACCAUAAGAAGCCAUUCCAGAUGUUUUAUAUGUAAGCGCCCAGGUCCAAAAUUGAUCUCAUUGCCAGCAGAAGGUCGUUUAUCCGCCUUUAUAGAUCACAACAUUAUUAUUUCCGCGGAUUCCAGAUGUUGUCCAUCUCACGUCUAUGAAGGGACAUUGACCGAGACAGCUUUAAUAGAUAUGAAGACUUUUACAGAAACAUCUCAAAUGAAUAGAACAGGCGUCAACGACUUGUUACAAAAAAUUAGAAAGCUUUACCAACAACAGUCAAGACAUUUGAAUUUUGACAAUUUAAGUGAUGCAGAUUGUCAGUCACUUACGAAGCUAAAUCGAGCCCAGUUUGAAGAUCUUUAUAAUCAUCUUUUUGACAAGAUAAAAAACACCCCAAAUAGAUCCAUCAAAACCAGUAUUGGCAUAUUCUUAUGCAAACUGUGUUCCGGUAUGUCCAACAGGCCGUUAUCGACGAUCUUUGGAAUUACAAAGUCAAGUAUACGCCGUGCAGUAUCAACGGUAAGGCAUGCAUUCAUGCGCGGUUUUGUGCCUCUGUAUCUUGGCAUUGACAGUGUCACUAGGGAAUCGCUGAUAAAUGAACAUACAAAGCCUUUAGCGAAGAAGCUGUUUGGAAACCAGGAAGAGAGGUUAAUUCUUGUUUUGGAUGGUACAUACAUCUACAUCAAUAAAUCAAACAACUUUCAGUUUCAGCGCCGUUCAUUUAGUUUGCAUAAGGGAAGGCCAUUAGUGAAGCCCAUGGUAGUUGUCACAACAACUGGACAUUUUCUGACAAUAGUAGGCCCGUACAUGUCAGACGGCAAGAACAAUGACGCAGCAAUAUUAAAUCACAUGUUGAAGACAAACAUAAAUGAUAUUAGGGGGCUUUUGAGAGAAGGGGAUGUAUUUGUUGUAGACCGAGGGUUCCGAGAUGCGUUACCCCUGUUAAAGGACCUCGGCAUUAAUGCUGAAAUGCCAGCCAUUAUGCAGAAAGGAGAAAAACAAUUGACUACGGGAGAAGCGAACGCGAGUCGACUAGUAACGAAAAUCAGAUGGGUGGUUGCAUCGGCAAACGCUAGAAUCAAGAGAUUUAAAUAUCUAGAUCAUGUGAUGCCAAAUAGCCAGCUGCCAUUUAUUGGUGACUUUGUUAGAAUUGUUUGCGCCAUCUCAAACAAAUACUUCCCCCCUCUAAGUUCCCCAGACCAAGUCGAACAAGAUGAAUUGAUCGCCGAAAAGAUGCUGCAACAAAAUGAAAAAGAAAACGAGCUGAAAAUGUUAGUAGAAGAGAAAGGUCUUGCUAGGAAAAAGACAAUUUGGCGGCCUAUUGAAGAUUGUGAAGUACAGGGAUUUCCGCGUUUAAGUGAUGAACAGCUAAGUGAACUAACACUUGGUGUUUACCCAUUGCGUUUGAGUUCCAGCUACAUGCAAGAGCAUACAACUGGAAAUUGUGACAUUAAAGUGCAUGUUCACGAGAAAAGUUUGAUUUCUGCAAAAUUGCAAAGUCGCCAUACAUCUAGCAGAAGGUACAUGCUGUGGAUACGUCACAGUGAGGAUAUGGUCGAAUCAUGGUACUGCCAAUGAAAGACUGGAUCGCGAGUGGUUGGAAUGUGUUAACACAUUGCAGCUGUGGUCUGGUUCUUGUCUGCCGGUAGAUAUCAGCAAAAGGAAAGUUUGGGGGUUCGAGACUGGGGAAAGUACCUGUCUGACGCUUCUGCAAUUCGUAUUGAUGAUUCAAGUUCUAGCGAGAGUGAUAGCGAAGUUUUUUAGACUGAUUUUAUUUCAUUCUACCUGUGUCUCCAUGCACGUUUCAUAUACAAGUUUUUAAGCCUUGGCUUUGUGUUAGCACUGGGAAACCUUGAGACAUAAGUGGAAAUUGCUCAUUUUGACAUUAACAUCAUUUUCAAUUGGGACCUGCUAUAAUGGAAAUGAUGUGCAUGGAUACAUGCUUUUAAUCAAAAUGUAUGCAUAGUCAUGUUAACAAAAAUGUUAUGAGCAAACAAUAUGCUACUGGUAUAACAUUUAAAUAAUUAGUUACUUAACAUAUGUUAAGAUCUAUAUAAUUCAUCAAACAGAUGAAGGGUU